CACCGUGGGUGUCAGGGGAAGCGAGAUGAGAUCAUAACUCCGUGUAUCUUAAGGCUCUGGCAACACGCAGCAGUUAUUUAAUUAAUGCUUGAGUGGAACCUGUGCAUCUGGCGUAACCUGCUGGUGGCUGGAGGUUAAACCUUGCCCUACAGAAGACUAAAUGUGCAGUUCAUCUGGGAAGGAACUGAAAUUACUGAAUUUUGCCAACUGAAGAUGCUGCUGCUGUGGAAGCUGCUGUUCCUGGUAUUACUUGUUGGCUGUCUUGGAGAUCCUGAGAGCUCCCGGACGAAGAUGAGGAGCGCGGUGUCGGUGCGAGAGGGGCAGGGAGUUGUGCUGCUCUGUGGCACGCCGCCUCGUGCGGGAGAAUUGUCAUUUGCUUGGAUCUUCAAUGAGUAUCCAUCAUUUGUACAAGAGGACAGUCGGCGAUUUGUGUCUCAGGAGACCGGUCACCUCUACAUAGCCAAAGUGGAGCCGUCAGACGUGGGAAAUUACACCUGUGUCGUAACCAGCACAGUGACAAACAGCCACGUUCUUGGGUCUCCUACUCCUCUAGUGCUGCGCACCGAUGGUGUAAUGGGAGAAUAUGAACCCAAAAUAGAAGUUCAGUUUCCUGAGACACUUCCUGCAGCUAAAGGCUCGACUGUGAAGCUAGAAUGCUUUGCACUAGGAAACCCUGUGCCUCAGAUUAACUGGAGAAGAACUGAUGGUCUGCCGUUUCCGAGUAAAAUAAAGCUAAGGAAAUCCAAUGGCAUGAUUGAAAUACCUAAUUUCCAGCAGGAGGAUGCAGGGUUGUAUGAAUGUAUUACUGAGAACUCAAGAGGAAAAAACAUUGCAAGAGGACGUCUCACUUACUAUGCAAAACCUCACUGGAUCCAGACAAUAAAAGAUACCGAAGUUGCUGUAGAGGACACGUUAUACUGGGAUUGCAGAGCCAGUGGGAAGCCCAAACCAUCGUAUAGGUGGCUGAAGAAUGGAGAGCAGCUGUCAAUAGAGGGAAGGAUCCAAAUUGAAAAUGGUGCACUUACAAUAUCAAAUCUAAAUCUGACAGAUUCUGGCAGAUACCAAUGCAUAGCUGAAAAUAAACAUGGUGUCAUCUCUUCGAGUGCAGAGCUCAGGGUUGUAGCUUCUGCUCCAGAUUUUUCCAAGAAUCCAAUGAAGAAAAUGAUUCAGGUUCAAAUAGGCAGCACGGUUGAUUUUGAAUGCAGACCAAAAGCUUCCCCUAAGGCCAAAUGUUCCUGGAAGAAGGGAGGUGAGCAGCUACACGAAAAUGAAAGAAUCACGUUCCUAAAGGAUGGAGGACUGAGAAUAGCCAACGUGACAAAAGUUGACGCUGGUAGUUACACCUGUGUGGCAGCAAACCAGUUUGGAACAGCCAGUGGGACGACAAACUUGAUAGUUACAGAGCCAACAAGGAUUACUUUGGCACCUUCAAACAUGGAUGUCACUGUUGGAGAAAGUGUUGUCUUGCCUUGCCAGGUUCAGCACGAUCCUAUCCUGGACAUCAGCUUCACGUGGUAUUUCAAUGGGACGCUCACCGACUUCAAAAAAGAUGCCUCCCAUUUUGAGAAGGUUGGAGGGAGUGCAUCAGGAGAUUUAAUGAUUAGAAACAUCCAGCUGAAACAUAGUGGAAAAUACGUUUGUAUGGUGAAGACAGAAGUGGAUAGUGUAGCAUCUGCAGCAGACCUUAUAGUACGAGGCUCACCUGGGCCCCCUGAACAUGUGAAAGUGGAUGAAAUAACUGAUACCACAGCUCAGAUCUCCUGGCAAGAAGGCACAGAUAAUCACAGCCCAGUAACCACAUACACCGUACAAGCAAGAACACCUUUUUCAGUUGGCUGGCAGCGAGUUACAACAGUUCCAGAUGUGAUUGAUGGAAAAACAUUCACAACUACGGUGGUGGAUUUAAAUCCUUGGGUUGAAUAUGAAUUUCGUGUAGUUGCCAGUAACAAAAUAGGAGGUGGAGAGCCUAGUUUACCCUCAGAAAAAGUAAGAACCGAAGAGGCAGUUCCUGAAAUUCCCCCAUCUGAAGUCAGUGGGGGAGGCGGCAGCAGGUCUGAACUGGUCAUAACAUGGGAUCCCAUCCCUGAAGAGUUACAAAAUGGAGAAGGAUUUGGAUAUGUUGUCGCUUUCCGUCCCUUUGGCACCACAACAUGGAUACAGACUGUAGUUACCUCUCCUGACACACCCAGAUACGUCUUUAGGAACGAAAGCAUCUUGCCCUUUUCACCAUAUGAAGUCAAAGUUGGGGUCUAUAACAACAAAGGAGAAGGGCCAUUUAGUUCAGUAACCACAGUUUUUUCAGCUGAAGAAGAGCCUACUGUAGCUCCUGCUGGCGUAUCAGCGACUAGCCUGUCCUCCUCAGCCAUCGAAGUCUCCUGGACAGCCAUUCCCUGGAAGAUGAGUAGUGGAAGGCUACUGGGUUAUGAGGUUAGAUACUGGAAUAAUGGUGGAAAAGAAGAAUCUUCAAACAGAGUGAAAGCUGCAGGGAAUGAGACAUCAAUAAGAAUAACAGGUUUGAAGAGCAACUUGGCAUACUACACAGCUGUCCGUGCUUAUAACAGUGCUGGAGCGGGUCCCUUUAGUGCCACAGUAAAUGCUACCACAAAAAAGACACCACCCAGUCAACCACCAGGAAAUAUCGUGUGGAAUGUUACUGACUCCAGAGUAAUCCUCAACUGGGAAGAAGUAAGAGCCAUGGAGAACGAGUCUGAAGUGACUGGGUAUAAGGUUUUGUACAGGACAAGCAGUCAGACCAAUAUGAAUGUGCUGAACACAGACAAGACAACAGCUGAAAUUCUGCUCCAGCUUAAUGACGAUUACAUUAUAGAAGUAAGGGCAACAACUGAUGGUGGAGAUGGCACUAGCAGCGAUCAGAUCCUGAUUCCCAGACUAGCAAGUAUGGAUGCAAGAGGUUCUGGUCCACCAGUCUUGAAUACAUUCAGUCUCUCCGGCUUCUUACCAACAAUAUUUUACUUGACUCUUAAUUCAGUGUUGUGAUGAUGCAUUUUCAUUUGCUGAGAAAAAAAAAAAUGAAUCAGUUAUUACAGAAAAGUGCUUUUUUUAAAAAAAAUGCAGUGGUUAAUGCAUGUUUUUCUUCUGACGUGUUUUUAAAUUCUUUAUAUUUCACUGUAGGAUGAAGUAAAAAUAUCAUGUAAAGUUUAGCAAAUCCUUUAAAAAGGAAUCUAAAAUGCCUUAAUACUUGAACCAAAGGAGUUUACAUAUUACAUACUUCAGAUACAAUGUAAAAGAGAGGGUGAAAGCAAUGGCACUGUGAUCACCUACAAGGACGAGCUUAGCUCUAUGAGAAAUUCCAUUUUUGCAAUGACAAUGAAUUGUUGUUUUGAGUACGUUCUGUAUUGUUAUGUACAAAUGAAAGAUGAGAUCAGAGACAUACCUUCAGUCAGAAUAGCACACGUCAACCAACCGGCAGUUCUUAAGACAGUGUCGUAAUCCAGUCAACUUGGAUCUGUUUGCUUGCUGCCCUUUACACAGGUUAUUCUAAAUCUAGCAAGAAAUCAAAGCUAGAAGGUAGAGAAAAGUCUCAGCAUGAAUGUUAGUUUUGCACAGUCCAUGUUGAGGUGUCCAAGAGGCAGGGCUUCCACUACUACUCAUAAGAAAUUAUCUCACAGCCAUGUUUCAAAGAAGGCUCUCUGUUUUAUCACAGUGCAUGUUUAUGUACCCUUCAAGCCCCUGAUCCUCCUCUUAAUCAAUAGACUUCUAAGUUAAUUUCCUUGCAUCUCUACCUUAUAUUUUGUAACCAGGUUCCUUCUUCAUAACCAAGUUCUCCCACCUUCAGGAUUGCUCUAAUUGCCCUUCUCUGAACUCCUGUCAUUGCGUUUUGCUAACAGAAGUGCCCAUGUUUAAGCAUUACUGAAAUGCAGUUGCACCAUGGCCUUACCAAAAGGGACUAUUACCACCUCCCUACCUUGUGAUGUGGUGCUUCCCAAUAUGCAGCCCAAAAUUAUUUUGCUCUUUUGUCUACCACACUGCAAUGUAAACUCAUCCUUAAUUCAGCAUUUGCUGUUACAUUCAUAACUCUCCUUCCAGCUGCUCUUUAACCAGUUCAAAGUAUUUCACCUGGUCUGGCACUCUACUGCACCCAUUACUAUCAUAUAAUUCUAGUAAGUUUAUGGCAAUAGUAUAAUUUAUAAUACAAAAAAUACACAAAGACACUUCAAGCUUGAUAUUACAGAGAAAUCUAUGCUUUCUUUCAUAGCAAUAUAAUAAAUAUACAUUAAACCUGGUACAUUGGACUUUAACAGUUGCGAAUUUAGACCAAGUCAGCCUUCUAGACACCUUUUAAAGAGCUACCCACAUCCAUGGUAGAGCAAGUGUUCACAUGACAUAAAGCAUAUCCUUUUAAAGAGGUUCAUUUCUAUCUCACAGUAUUAUUACAACACACAGAAAUAUAAAGAGAGAGAACCAGGAUUAAUGAAACCAUGAUAGCACUGUAGAAAUACCUUGAUAUGCAUUCAAAUAGCAAAUUACAUUAUUAGUAUCACAUCCAUAUGAAACUAUGUGCUAACUGUUGAGGUAAGCAAGAUCUGUAUAUACUGUACAUAUGUGGUUAUAAAUGGCUAGUUGCUUUUCAAUGUGGCUAACCAGUGAUGUUUUCAGACACUUGCAAACGGGGGGAGGGGGGAAAUGGAGAAGAGAUGUUACUAGUAAGUAUAUAGUUAUGUUUCAUGCAACAAAGGGUGAAUCUUUCUAUUCUUGUUUCACAGAAUUCUAUUUCACAUUCCUGUGUUGCCAUUCUCAUGCUAUUACAUUGUAUUAUUUAAUUUCUAGUUAUAUAUCUCCAUGAGAUAUGUACCAAGUACUUUGUUUCAUAUUGAAAAGUUUGAAAUUUAUCCUUAAACUUCCAGUCGUGUGUGUAUCCUAUGGUUAUCUGUAUGCAUUUUUUCUAUUAUUCUAAUAAAAUAUUUAUUACAUUGA
This is a messenger RNA of Anas platyrhynchos (mallard), 4935 nucleotides long. It is a transcript of the gene CNTN3, whose product is annotated as contactin 3. Gene Ontology annotation, cellular component: plasma membrane; axon. Gene Ontology annotation, biological process: axon guidance; cell-cell adhesion; brain development. Gene Ontology annotation, molecular function: cell-cell adhesion mediator activity. Lineage: Eukaryota; Metazoa; Chordata; Aves; Anseriformes; Anatidae. The record is from RefSeq and is a predicted model, not a curated record.